Messenger RNA from Syngnathus typhle (broad-nosed pipefish), 1696 nucleotides. RefSeq names its product urotensin 2 domain containing (gene uts2d). The record is from RefSeq and is a predicted model, not a curated record. Gene Ontology annotation, cellular component: extracellular region. Gene Ontology annotation, biological process: regulation of blood pressure; blood vessel diameter maintenance. The transcript has 5 exons. The coding region runs from base 687 to 1043 and encodes 118 amino acids. Gene Ontology annotation, molecular function: hormone activity. NCBI's taxonomy places the organism in Eukaryota, Metazoa, Chordata, Actinopteri, Syngnathiformes, Syngnathidae.
GGCCUCGAUUGAAAGGCACGGAGGAACUUUUAUGAUACCCUGGCCAGCCAAAUUCAUCUGAUGCCUGCCAGCUCAUUUCCUUAACACCACGCCCGCACGAUACCUGCUUUCUGGCAGCGCUUCAUUGACGCACAAACUAUAGUGAUAUAGUGAGACGCUGGUUAGUUGGCUCGGCUGCCAUGAUAAAUGCUCCCUCACCUCCGAAUGAGUCUUGCAGCCAAGACUGUGGAGCUCAUCUCUUGCGAUAAUGCACUUUGGGGAAGAAUCAAUUUACUUAGCCGGGCUUCCUUGUACCAACACAAUCCUAUGAAGCUACUCAAGGAAUUAAUUAAUAUAAAAGAAAAAAGACCUGCAAGUGCCAAAAAAUGUAAUUCAGUUCUCUCAUAACCAUCAAGCAGAUUAAUGACUUCCUCUCUAAGCCUGAUUUGUUGAUGUCACAGUGAUAUAGUGUUACUGGCCUUGCCUAUAACGUCAUAUUUCCAUCCGCUGCAAAAUAGCCCCAGUAAAAUGGUCGACUACUGACGACACAAACAGUGACAGGUUAUUGAUUUAAUACGUAAGUGGCUGACUGGCUCCGCCCCCUGGCUGGGAAACGAUACAUAUAUCGAAGGGAUGGACCCAAGGAAGAGAAUCGUCGGCUUGAGGAGUUCACACAGCGAAGCAUCUGGGAACAUCUAUUGAGUGUCAUGGAUAGGGUUAGAGUUGUCAACUGCAUCUUGGGACUUCUGAGUUUGUUACUCCUGCAGGGUGUGAUAGAUGUGCAAGGAAGGAACUUAUUUAAUGCAGGUAACCAUGUUUUGAAUCCAAAAGAUGACAUAGAUAUCCAGAGUAAAAUUCUAUCACUGCUUCUGCACAAAAGUCUAGUUCCUCUUGAAAAGAAUGACGCUCCAGGGCUUGAAUUGGUGGCUAAAUUGGCUGAUUUAGAAGAGUUGGAGUCACUGAGGGACGAUCUGGAACUGGAGAAGGAAAUCGCAGCUAAUUUAGUUGACAAACCAAUAACAAGGAAGAGGGGUGAACCUUGUUUCUGGAAGUACUGUGUGUGACAUGGGACUCCACGGAAAUAAGGAUCGAUGUGAAAUCUUGCUGCAACGCCCAGCAUAGCCUUAAGAACCCACAAUAUGACUUAUGUGAAUACUUUUUAUUUCAACAUCAUGAUUAAUCAGCGUCCUCAAGAAAUCAUCAUUUCGAGGUGCUCCAAUCAAGCGACCGCCGGUUUAAGACCAGUUAUUUGCCUCCCGCUUUAGUGUGUCUUCAUGUUGCUCUCUUGUGGCAAAAUGGAGCAUAACAUUUUUUGUACAUUGCCAGAAAGCAUUGUAAUAGAAAUAGAUUGUUCCUUUUAAAAAAAAAAAUAAAAUGUCAAUGUAAAGAUGUGUUUUGUAUGAUUUAAGAGAUCUUUGGUGACACAGAAAGGAUAUAAUAUAUUUUAAUGAGAAUCUUCGGACUUGAACUAUGAAAGAGGGUCAAGCUUUUUGGAAACACUGGAGCUGUGUGUUCGAGUAAAGGGGAUCCGACAUGUAGUGUAGCCUCCACAGUGACAGGUGAAUUCAUGUGCAGUGAGGUUUUAGAGAAGAGCGUGACAUAGCUGAGUCACUGGGCUUUGCCGGAAUAAUGGGAGAGCUGCUGUGAAAAGACCUCAAUCCCACGUGAACAGUGGCGGGCUCGGCAGAAGCAGACUGAAAACAUAGCUGUCCCCUUA